GUUGCUAGUGCAUAUAUAGUGUGGAUUACUGGGCGUCUGGGAGCUCUUCAUCCUAGCAAGCCAGCUUUCGUCGUUAGAAAUUGCAUAUUUUCGUGCAGUCCAACCAAACCAAGAUGGCCCGUACGCAGGUUCUCCUCCUGCUCGUCUUCCUCCUUGCCUGCCUGCUUGAUGCUCCUCACCUAACUAGUGCUGCAGAAACAGAUCCAACAUCACCUAUCUCCUUCAACUUCGACUUCUCCAAGAAGUACCGCGGAGAAGACUUGGGAUUGGAGGGCAGCGCCGACCCGAAAGUGAAUAAAGGGUUCGUCGACCUCACCUGCAGCUCAUCCAAGACUGACUUCUCCAAGUGCAAACCUGGACAGAUGUCGUACAAUCAUUCUUCUGUGCCCUUGUGGGACAGAACCACCAACGAGUUGGCUAGCUUCGCCACCAAGUUCACUUUCAAGAUUGUUCUCUCAGAUUACAAAAACAAGAGUAAGGGAGAUGGUAUGGCUUUCUUCCUUGCGAAUUACCCAUCAAGACUGCCAGAAAAUUCAGGAGGGUAUGCCCUUGGCCUCAUGAACGGUGCAUUCCCUAUUGCCUAUGACACGGAUUGGUUCAUAGCCGUCGAGUUUGACACGUACAACAACCCCUGGGAAGAUCCCAAGCAAAACGGUGACCACAUCGGCAUCGACAUCAGCUCGGCGACUUAUAUUCGAUUAACACGACAGGCUUAAACUUCAGCGGGAACGAGACCAUGAAGGCUUCGAUCACCUUUCACAACAUCACAAUGAUGCUGGUCGUCUCACUGCAUUUUCUUAAUUCUAGCUCUGCACCCAUUCAGGUCAGCGCAAAACUACCAAAUCCUAGGACCUUGCUCCCACCGGAGGUGGCGGUGGGGUUUUCUACAUCCACCGGGUCAGCCUUCGAGCUCCAUCAGAUACUAUCAUGGUCUUUCAACUCUACUCUUGCUGCUCCGCUGGUACAGAAAGUUUCCGAUGUUCCGGAGGAGAGCGUUUCCGUUGAGGAAGGUUCCGAAGC
Messenger RNA from Oryza sativa Japonica Group (Japanese rice), 1020 nucleotides. Lineage: Eukaryota; Viridiplantae; Streptophyta; Magnoliopsida; Poales; Poaceae. The record is from RefSeq and is a predicted model, not a curated record.